Messenger RNA from Pongo pygmaeus (Bornean orangutan), 2466 nucleotides. RefSeq names its product TNF alpha induced protein 8 like 3 (gene TNFAIP8L3). The coding region runs from base 574 to 1188 and encodes 204 amino acids. Gene Ontology annotation, biological process: regulation of apoptotic process. The transcript has 2 exons. Lineage: Eukaryota; Metazoa; Chordata; Mammalia; Primates; Hominidae. Gene Ontology annotation, cellular component: cytoplasm. The record is from RefSeq and is a predicted model, not a curated record.
UCCAAGGUCUCUGAGCGGUGGAGUUGGACUCGAACCCCGGCAGCCCCAUAACUCGGAACACUCGGAACCUCUCCUUUCCCGCGGGAGUUGAAGCUCUUUUUCACCUAGGAAUUUUACAAACUUGGCCUCACCCUAGGGAAGGGGCUCGGCCUUGCAGACCAGCACAACCUCGCCGCGCGAGGCAAGUCCAAGGGCUCCGACGCAGGGCGCGGGUAGGGAGGCGCGGCGCCGCCCCCGGGAUAUUUAACCCCAGCCUGGAGCCCGCCGGGCGCCGAACGCUCGGGCUCCUAGGCGCUCGCGCCUUCCCUCCCUCCUCCGGGCUGUCUCCCGGCGCGCUCCACCCUCCGCCCUGCGCUCGCCUCGCGCGCAGGCACCGGCCGGCGGGCGCGGGGAGCGGGGCGCGGGCGACGCUCGCCUCUGCGGAGCCGCCCCCUGGCCGCUGCCGCCGCGCACCGCCCAGCCCGCGCCGCCCGGGCUCCAGCCGCCCCGCUGUCCGCCCUGAGUGCGCCGCGGCUGCCCGAGCGCCCCGCAGACUGGCGGGUGGCCGUGGACGCCCAGCCAGCAGCCCGCAGCAUGGAUUCGGAUUCCGGGGAGCAGAGCGAGGGCGAGCCCGUGACCGCCGCAGGUCCUGAUGUUUUUAGUUCAAAGAGUCUUGCGCUUCAAGCCCAGAAGAAGAUUCUGAGCAAAAUAGCCAGCAAAACUGUGGCCAACAUGUUGAUUGAUGACACCAGCAGCGAGAUCUUUGAUGAGCUCUACAAAGUCACCAAAGAGCACACACACAACAAGAAGGAAGCCCACAAGAUCAUGAAAGACUUAAUCAAGGUGGCGAUCAAAAUUGGAAUCCUCUACCGGAACAACCAGUUUAGCCAAGAGGAGCUUGUUAUUGUGGAAAAGUUCCGGAAGAAGCUGAACCAGACCGCCAUGACAAUCGUCAGCUUCUAUGAGGUGGAAUAUACCUUCGAUAGGAACGUGCUCUCCAAUCUCCUGCAUGAGUGCAAGGACCUGGUGCAUGAACUGGUGCAGCGGCACCUGACGCCCAGGACCCAUGGGCGCAUCAACCACGUCUUUAACCACUUUGCCGAUGUGGAGUUCCUCUCCACCCUCUAUAGUCUGGAUGGAGACUGUAGGCCCAACCUCAAGAGGAUUUGUGAAGGAAUCAAUAAGUUGCUAGAUGAGAAAGUCCUUUAAACGCCUUCCCUCCUACUGGACUUUGCUGCUUUAAAGUUAUAGCACUCAACCAUGAUCUGGGUGAGAAUCAAGAACAUAAGCAGAAACCCUUGUCAAAGAUGUCCAUGUUCUGUUCUGUUCAUCCCUCUGAUGCUGAUUCUGAUGCUGAACUGAGCUCAGGUGUGUUUUUCUUCCAAGCUUUCUAGCAAGGUUUCUACUUGAAAUCACCUGUGUGCAAGCCCAAAGGACAUUUCAUCUAUUCCAAGCAGAAAGGCUGUUUUGUUCAUUACAGUGAGUGCUGUUCAUCUCAUGGAGUGGGAGGAGCACUAAACCAGGAGACAGAGGACAUGGAUUUGGUUUCCAGCUUAACCAGUUAGGACUCUGUCCUCUGCAUUCUGGAACCAUGAUGCCUGCCUACCUGCCUCACAGGGCUGUUGUGAGGACCGGAUGAGAUGAUGUAUGUUCAUACUUUUGGAAUCUCUAAUUUAAGGUCUUAAUAUUUUGUCUUCUGAGUGUGAGGGGAUAAACCUGGAUGUAGACUAUUAAGCAGCAUAGGAGAAAAGAACAAUAGAAUCUAAUGGACUGGGUUUGCAAUCUGUCUCUAAAUGCACUGCUUCAGACAAAGUGAAAUCCAAAGGUGUGAAAAAGUAUAGCUGCAAAUUGGAAAAAUGUGUUUCAAGAGUCGUCUUUUUGGCCAGGCGUGGUGGCUCACACCUGUAAUCCCAGCACUUUGGGAGGCCAAGGCGGGCAGAUUGCCUGAGGUCCGGAGUUCGAGAUCAGCCUGGCCAACAUGAUGAAACCCCAUCUCUACUAAAAUUACAAAAAUUAGCCAGGCGUGGUGGUGCACGCCUAUAAUCCCAGCUACUCAGGAGGCUGAGGCAGGAGAAUUGUUUGAACCCAGGAGAUGGAGGCUGCAGUGAGCUGAGAUCAUGCCACUGUACUCCAGCCUGGCCAACAGAGCAAGACUCUGUCUCUAAAAAAAUAAUAAUAAUAAUUUUUUUAAAAAAGAGGUGUUUUUGAGGUCUUAGAUGUUCAGGUUUAUGAUCCUGUGGAGGGAAACUUUCCAUGGGGGGAUGGGGAGAGAGAGUUUUCCAUCCACAACACAGAAACAGAGAAGCACUGUGCUCCCUCUGCAGGACCAGCCUUCCCUUAUCUAAGGGGCAUGGAGCUCAGGGAGGCUUUAUUCCAUAUGCACGGGAAAAUCAGGCAGAAUGGACCCCUACCCAUCUUUCUUGGCCUUUCACAGUCAUUUUGUGCUGUUUUCUCUGGUUCAUUAAUAAAUUGAAACUGCCCUCCAAA